Messenger RNA from Peronospora farinosa, 1860 nucleotides. The record is from the annotation of a GenBank genome assembly. NCBI's taxonomy places the organism in Eukaryota, Oomycota, Peronosporomycetes, Peronosporales, Peronosporaceae.
AUGUUCUCAUCGAGCUCCUCUGUAUCCUCUGCCAACAGCAGCAGCAGUAGUAGCAGCAGUCCUGACAGUCGUUAUCCACCAUACGCAAUUGAAAAAGAAAACGACGUGGAUCACUGCCAUCGUCACAAUCGACACAAGCAACGGCAUCGUACGGACUCAAACCAAAGAGACAAGAGCACGAGUUCAUCGCGUGGUAGCUCCUACGGCAGUAGCGGAAACAGCGACGAGUUGUCACUUGCCAGUACGUGUGAUGAGAAGAUGCGUGUUGAUUUGCCAUCGGAUCGAGAGUUUGUGCCGUUAGAGACGGACAAGGAGAAGGAAAACGUUCGAGAUCAAGUGAUUUGUAUGAUCUUUGACUUGCCCGAGUCUACGCAGUUUUACCAAGACUUUUCGUGUGCCAUUGCGUCGACACUGGCUAUGCAUGGACGCAUGUAUCCAACGAGUACACACGUAUGUUUUUACUCAAAUGUGUUCGGUCGCGAGAGAAAGAUUUUGAUCCCGUACGAGUCCAUUUGCGAAAUUGAAAAGACAACGACAAUGAUGUUUCAGCACUCGAUCCGCCUCGCGAUGUUUGAUAAGGACGAGUAUACUUUUACUAGUUUCUGGGGUAAUAACCGUGAUAGCUGUUAUGAACUCAUCGUGAAGACGCGCAAUCGCGUGCUACGCGAAUUGCGUCCUACUGCAGCCGACGCGUCGAAAUUGCGUCGUCAGGCGCUGUCGAAGUCGUCUAUGACAUUGAACUCCCAGUCUUCAGUUGCGCCGCCACUACCAUUGCAGCCCAAUCCUACAGUAGAGAAAGAUUGUGAAGAAGAAGAAGAGGAAGUCGAUGCUGCUACUGUCCAUGAUAGCUUUGCGAUUAUUGCUAACGAAGGCGAUAACGAUAUGGCAUUGGAGAAUGAAGACGAUGAUGAUCGCACAUCUCCUGCUACUUCGCGCCGGCGCAGUAUGGUCUCGGAUAUGGAUUCGAUCGCACCCAAGGAUAUCUCGAUGAUCCAGGUUCUCGAAGAGGUAUUUCUUGUGUCGGUAGAUACCUUCAUGCAGGCAUUUUAUAUGGAUAAUGCGCCGUUUGGGAUGGACAUAUUCGGCGAACAAACUGGAUCGACUGAAAUGACCGUAACUCCAUGGACGACGUCGUUGGAAGACGAAAAAUCGUUCGGUUCGACACGGUCGCUGCAAUUCCGGGUGCCGAUCGAUGCUCCAAUUGGCCCAAAGUCGUCGCAAGUUGACGUGCUGCAAUGCCUGAAAGAAAGUGAAAAUGGAGUACGUGUUGUAGAGAGCUCGACCCGACUCGUAGACAUUCCGUAUGGCGACUAUUUCAGUGUGGAAGACCGGUGGACUAUUGUGCCACACUCAUCCAACCCCAAUUCCUGCAAACUGUUCAUUGAGUCAAAGGUGGUCUUUGGUAAAUCGACAUUCUGGAAGAAAACCAUCGAAGCCCGAGCGAUCAGUGACAACCGGGCGAAGUGGAAAAAGUGGGUUGGCAUGGCAAAGAAGUUUCUAGACGUGAGAGAUCUUAACGAUAGCACUAACUGUGCCUUGAAGAGUUUUCCGGCUUCCAUCACUUCUACGGAGAAGACGGCACCAGAGAAAAUCAAUAGAAAUGAUCAUGCAUCUGUGGCGAGACGUCGGAGUCGAAGCAAGCCCAGUCACCGUCACAGAUGUUCCACUGCCGCAGCUAUAGGAGCUCGUACAGCCUCUGUGAAAGUGUUCCCGUGGGUUCUGGUUUUGAUUCUUUUCCUAGUCGUUUUGCGCCUGCAAAUGACACUGUUGAGUAUCGAGCAUUACUUGUUAGAUAAUACCGAGCUCAUUGGCGACCUCCAGAAGCAACUUUCCAGGUUCCAGGCGGAAGGCUGUCAGUGA